Cryptomeria japonica (Japanese cedar) is the source of this 2484-nucleotide messenger RNA. RefSeq lists its product as uncharacterized. The transcript has 13 exons. The record is from RefSeq and is a predicted model, not a curated record. Bases 353 to 1999 code for a protein of 548 amino acids. Gene Ontology annotation, biological process: peptidyl-serine phosphorylation; intracellular signal transduction. Gene Ontology annotation, molecular function: protein serine/threonine kinase activity; ATP binding. NCBI's taxonomy places the organism in Eukaryota, Viridiplantae, Streptophyta, Pinopsida, Cupressales, Cupressaceae.
ACCCACAUAUUGUCAAUGAAUUUCAAUCCAUCGAGACAUGCCUAAUCUGUAAGAAUAAGAAUUAAAAAAAUUGAACACAACAAUUGAGAAAGAAAGAGGAGGGUUUGAAUAAUUGGUGUCGGAAUACGAACAAAAUAAAACAAGCGAGGGUUUCACCUACUGAUUGUUUCGAGCCCCUUUCCCAUUCUAUUCCUCGUAGUUCUCACCGAGCACACUGACACUGCUGUAAAUUGAUAGAUAACAGUUCAAUAAUGGUGAGGAGGAAGAGGAUAAAAUCGUUCUGCCAUAUAUAAGCAAUUUUUAUUGAAGGUACUCUGGUAAUACUAGUGGUUGUUGUGGGCGGGGAGAAGCAAUGGAAGAUCAGGAAGUGGCAGGGAUGAACCCUUGUUCUUCUUCUGAUGCUGCUGUUGUGGACAACGGGGCACAUCAACAUCAACAGGAAGAGGUCCUGGGUUCGACUCUCACCAGGCAGAAAGUCGCAGCGGCCAAGCAGUAUAUUGAGAACCAUUAUAAGGUUCAGAUGAAGAGUCUUCAGGAGCGAAAGGAGAGACGAUGGGUGUUAGAGCGGCGGUUGGCUUCUUCAGAUGUAUCAGAAGAAGAACAGAUGAAUCUCAUCAAAGAUCUGGAAAGGAAGGAAACUGAAUACAUGCGUUUAAAACGACACAAGAUGGGUGUAGAUGACUUUGAGCUAUUGACUAUUAUUGGUAGAGGAGCUUUUGGUGAGGUUAAACUAUGCCGUGCAAAAUCAACAGGACAAGUAUAUGCAAUGAAGAAGUUAAAGAAGUCAGAAAUGCUUAGUCGGGGGCAGGUUGAACAUGUCAGAGCAGAAAGAAACUUACUGGCAGAAGUUGACAGUCAUUGUAUUGUAAAACUUUAUUAUUCUUUUCAAGAUGCUGAGUAUCUAUAUCUAAUAAUGGAAUAUUUGCCUGGAGGUGAUAUGAUGACCCUUCUUAUGAGAAAAGAGACGUUAUCAGAGGAUGUGGCUCGUUUCUAUAUUGCUCAGAGUGUACUUGCUAUAGAAUCUAUACAUAAGCAUAAUUACAUACACAGGGAUAUAAAACCAGAUAACCUUCUUUUAGAUAAAAAAGGUCAUAUGAAGCUAUCAGAUUUUGGCCUCUGCAAACCUCUGGAUUGUACUACCCUAUCCACUCUUCAUGAAAAUGAGGCUAUGAAUGAUGAUAAUUUGAGGGAAUCCAUGGAUAUAGAUGGAUGCUUCCCCGAUUCAAACAUGGGGGGACCAUGGAGGAGUCAGCGUGAACAACUUCAGCAUUGGCAGCAGAAUAGGAGGAUGCUGGCUUAUUCUACCGUUGGUACACCAGAUUAUAUUGCCCCUGAAGUUUUGCUAAAAAAAGGCUAUGCGAUGGAAUGUGAUUGGUGGUCACUUGGAGCUAUAAUGUAUGAGAUGCUUGUUGGCUACCCACCAUUUUACUCAGAGGAUCCAAUGACAACAUGUAAGAAGAUUGUUCAUUGGAGACAUUACUUGAAAUUCCCUGAGGAGGCUAGACUGUCAGCAGAGGCAAAGGAUCUAAUUUGCAGGCUGCUCUGUGAUUUUGAACACAGGCUUGGUUCCAGGGGUGCCAAUGAGAUAAAGGGACACCCAUGGUUCAAUGAGAUUGCAUGGGAUAAUCUAUAUGAAGUUGAGGCAGCUUAUAAACCUGAGGUCAACGGGGAACUUGACACACAGAAUUUUGAAAAGUUUGAUGAAAUUGAACCUGCAUCUCAGACAAGAACGGGAUCUGGCCCAUGGCGGAAGAUGCUGACAGCAAAGGAUCUAAAUUUUGUCGGUUAUACAUACAAGAAUUUUGAUGCUGUGAAGGGAUUUCACCCUACUGUUGUGGAUUUAAAAAGGAGCUCAUCACCAAAGAGGCCUUCCAUAAAUUCUCUUUUUGAGGCGACAAAUCUAGGCAUUCCCAUUACUGAGACUGGGAAUUCUGCAUAUUCAGGAAUGGAAGAAUCUGAAUCUGACUAUUUAUCGGCUGCUGAUCGCAUGUCACCUUGAGCCUCAAGAUGUUUAUGUGAAGAAUCUACGAGCUUUGAGAUCCUUGUACUUGUUUUUUAGGUAAUGUUAUUAUCACAGAUGUUUGGUUCUAGGCAGGCCUUCAAGAUCUUAAUUGUUAAUGAGUACAGUCAGUUCCACCCUGAACUUGUAACAUGGUUGGCUGUAUAUUAGAGUUUGUUUGGAGGUUUAUGGUCUUAAGGAAAAAAUCCAUUAAAGUAAGAGAUAUUAACAAGAGUUUGUAGUAGAGGACGAAGCAGUUUAAGAUUUUUGAUUUAAUAUGCCCUAGCUGCCCAGGUUGGCAAAGGCAAAAUUUGCCUUCGCUCGUGGCAGUUUCCUGCAUGAUAUGAAUUGUAAUAAAGCUGCAUAUGUAUAAGGCAAGAUAUGACGAGAAUUUUGCUCGAUCUCAUCUUGGUUGAAAGCUGUCCUCAUGUAGCAUUUUAAUUCUCACUCUGGUUUUAAUAUAUGUCUUUUGGCUUCACUGUUCA